UUUGGUCAUUAUCGCCAUUGUCUUUUAUCGCAUUUGUGCUACUGUACGAAAAAUUUGCCAAUUUAAUGAAAAAUUACCAAAUAACAAAAUAAAAUAAAUAAAAUUCAACCUGAUGUUUGACACGCGAAGAACGAUAAUCAAAGCAAACCGAUUUUGACACACUUUUUUUUUUAUUUUGACACAUACGUGUGAAUGUGUUGGUGUCUUCAAAACUGCACUCUGUUUCUUGCGCGGGCUGUCCGGGACAGAAAAAGGGUAGUCCGGAAAAUGUAAAAAAAAAACAGUGAUUUGACAAAGUGUAGUCCGCGGGGUAGCUACACCGCAAAAACGAAAACGACAUAAGCUUGACGUGUUUGUUCUCGAUUUGAAGGUUCACAAAACGAUUCGUUGUUUUGGUUUUUAAUUAAACUUCAUUGGUGGUCUUUAAUACUUUUGUAGUAUCUAUGCAAGGUAGUUCUUCAAUGCAGUUUUUUGAAGAAUAAAAAUACAGAUGAUCCGCACUUCAGCGAUCUGGUGUACUCGGCGGAAAUUGCCAUCGAUGCCGGUAUCUACCCGGAACGCAUCUAUCAGGGCAGCAGUGGGUCCUAUUUCGUCAAAAACCCCGCAACCAAAGUCGUUGCAGUCUUUAAACCUAAGGACGAAGAACCCUACGGAAAAUUGAACCCAAAAUGGAUCAAAUGGAUGCACAAGCUGUGCUGUCCGUGUUGCUUCGGUCGAGCGUGUCUAAUUCCGAAUCAAGGAUACUUAUCGGAGGCGGGAGCAAGUUUGGUGGACCAGAAGUUGAACUUGAACAUUGUACCAAAAACUCGUGUAGUGCGGCUUGUUUCGGAGACCUUCAACUAUCCAAGAUUGGAUCGCCAGAAGGCGCGGAUAAAAAAGACUAUCAAAGAACGAAUACCAGCUGCCCGGUUCAACCGACUGAGCCUUCCGCCGAAAACGGGCUCUUUCCAGCUGUUUGUGGACGGUUACAAGGAUGCCGAUUACUGGCUGCGGCGGUUCGAACAGGAACCUCUACCUACGCGAUUAGGGCAGAAAUUCCAAAUUCAGUUCGAGCGGCUGGUGGUUUUGGAUUAUAUAAUUCGGAACACCGACCGGGGCAACGACAAUUGGCUUAUCAAAUACGAACAACCCACGAUUGUGCCGCAGAGUAAUGGAAGCACGCCUAACGGUAUACCACGAAGCAGCAGUCGAUUAGAGAUGAAUGAAAAUACGGACAGGAAUCUUGUUCAAAUGCCGGAGAUUAGAAUCGCGGCGAUCGAUAACGGGCUAGCGUUUCCGUUCAAGCAUCCGGACUCGUGGCGGGCCUAUCCUUACCACUGGGCCUGGCUACCACAGGCCAAGGUUCCUUUCAGUCAGGAUAUUAAGGACCUCAUAUUACCAUCUCUAUCCGAUCUGAACUUCGUCGAAGAACUGUGCAAUGAACUGUACGAACUGUUCAAACAGGAUAAAGGUUUUGAUCGUGGCCUAUUCGAGCGGCAAAUGUCUGUGAUGCGGGGUCAGAUUCUGAAUCUGACACAAGCUUUAAAGGAUGGCAAAAGUCCUGUCCAGCUGGUGCAAAUGCCAGCUGUUAUUGUUGAACGAUCAAAAGUAAACCCCGGUUCGGCAAGGUUUUUCUCAUUCCAACAGCGCUUCCAAAACAAGAGCCCAUUCUUUUCUUGGUGCUAAAGGAUUGCCUGCAUCAGGAGAACGCUUGCCUACUCCAGCGGCUGACAGAAAAGAGGUGUGAUGGCUGUGCGAGUAUCAUGGUAAAUAAAAACGGUUAAGUAGAUAUCUACGGAAUAAUACUUUUCUAUAAUGUUGCACGUACCGCUGGACAGUGAUCGAUACGUUAGGUAGAACAAGGUCCGGGAACACUACUUGUUUGUAUGUAAAAAUAAAUAAAAUCGUUAUAACAUUCAUAUGGAAGCCAAUCUAUUUGUAUUUAUCAAUAAAUAAUAUUAUAGUUUAAUAGUGCAAAAUGAGUAAUCCACUAACCACAUCAACUGCAACUGUAAUUUUAACAAUGUGUAAUUUCACCGAUAUAGAGUACAGUAAUUAUUAUUUCCAAUCCUAAAAUGUUUAAAUUUGAUACAUUUUCAUUGGCAGAAACCCCUACCAGAACAAAACACUUGGUUCAACUAAACUCAUAAUUCAGCUUGAUUUUGUGUACAUACAGCACGAAACUUUAAAAAAAUAUUCUGAAAACUCAACGAUAUAUGUUUUGUGAUUCAUCUCAGUUUUUUGACAGAAAAAAAUUCUAACAAGCACUAUAUUCAGUAAGUAGAGAAUCUGAAAAUCAAUACUAGUCUUAUGUAAUGAAACGAAACUUCAUCCCAGAGUGUCUGAGGUUGGGAAGCUCACACAGGCAACAAACGUACGAGGAAUUUGAAAUGAAAAUACGAGAUUGUACCGGUAGGUCCAAACAAAAAAAAUUACUUAGAGAAAUUGAUCAAAUUUUUCAUAACCUUACGACAGAAACAAACUUUAGGCUAGAUGCAUCUUAUUAGAUAGAUAGGGUUAGUAGUAUCUGAAUCCAUUGAAACCAAUCGUGCGAGUGAAUCCGAGCAUGUGCAAAAAAAAAAUAGAAACAACAGAAUUACUAUGUAUUUGAAACCCAGCCCCCCAAACGUGAACAUUGAUAGUGUUUUAGUUCAACUUCAACAUCACACAAUCCUCAAUACGCCCGCGGCAUUACACAAUCAGUUAGUUUCGGUGACAAUUUAAUAAUAACCCAUCCAAUGGUAA
Molecule: messenger RNA, 2724 nt
Organism: Wyeomyia smithii (pitcher-plant mosquito)
Lineage: Eukaryota; Metazoa; Arthropoda; Insecta; Diptera; Culicidae
Gene: Pi4KIIalpha
Product: phosphatidylinositol 4-kinase type 2-alpha
Exons: 5
Coding region: 682-1665 (327 amino acids)
Biological process (GO): endosome organization; Golgi organization; phosphatidylinositol phosphate biosynthetic process
Cellular component (GO): lysosomal membrane; endosome; trans-Golgi network
Molecular function (GO): 1-phosphatidylinositol 4-kinase activity
Source: RefSeq, a predicted model, not a curated record